GUGAAAAAUUUUCGUUAAAAAAGGCGAGAGAAAGAGAGAAAGGAGCAGAAUACUCUGAAGUGAAAAAGAGAUGCAAGAUGAAGGGGCAAAUGAUCGUUCUGAUGACAAGAAGUACAGAUCAGGAACGUCCAUAACUGUGACCGGUCCUAUAAUCGAGCCUUAUCAAACAUAUACUGUCUCAGAUGAAGGGGCAAAUGAUCGUUCCGAUGACAAGGAGUACAGAUCAGGAACGUCCAUAACUGUGACCGGUCCUAUAAUCGAGCCUUAUCAAACAUAUACUGUCUCAGGGAGUGGUGGUACACCUGCAAUGACCCACAGCUAUGUCAACAACUUAGGGGGCACUGCUUAUCAGCGACAAAGUAGCAGCCUAGGAGGUUCCGCUUACAGUCGAGGAGAAGUGGUGGUUAUUCCUGCCGGGGGAAUGGUGGAUGUACAGUAUUCAGCACAGGUUAUCAAUCAGCCUACCAAAUUUGUGAUCCCAGCAUCAGACAGAGGAGCACUGCAAUCUGUGCAACUAGAGUAUCCAAGAACAAGAAUGGGCGUUACGAGGUACGAUGUAAAACAUGCGGGUGAAUUCAAGCUGUAAGGAAACGACUCACUGAGCCGGCGCUGCUUUGAAAUUGCUGCCGUUUUGAAGAUCGUCAUCGAAGGACACGACAAACGAGGAGGGAGGCUCUGAGGAGGAGAGAACAGGGGCGGGGGGACACUGCGAGACAUGCGGGGAGUCUCGAUGAAAGGUAGAGGUUCUUCUGGGCUAUCAUUUUCCCGGGCUUGCAAAAUUGGGUCGAUGUUUGUUUCGGUCGGCUUCUCGCGAGGACCUACUGACGUUCGACUCUGACUUUGACUUGGCGCUUACGGUUCCAAUCCUGUGUGCCAGUGUGAGCGCUAAGAGAGCGCUGUCUUUGUGGACAGAGAACUUCGUUAUCGCUUCUACUCUCGUCCUCUUCUCUUUCUGGAUUUGCAUUAGGAGCUGUUUUCUCGUCCUAGUUUAAGGUAGCAGCAUUUUUCUGACAUUUGCUCAUAGUACUAGGAAUACUGACAAAGUUCGUUCCUCUAUUACUACGUCUGUGUUCGGCUUUGCAACAAAGGUCGUUGGAUUUUGCCUCUGCUGAAGGCGGCGUGAUUUCUUUGGCUGUCUAGCGUUCUCACGACUUUUCAGCUGAGGCCUUUCUCUAAAGCGGAGAUGAGCUGCAGUAGUAGAUAUACCCUUCGCCUUGAUGAGGAGCGUGUAAUCUUGGUGGUAUGGCGCUUGACCUCCCCCUACCCGCCACUUCUCCCAUGUCUCCCUGCUCUCCUUGCCACGGAAAUCCUCGAUGCCUCUAAAAGGUCUUGAGUGGAAGGAGUUCAUUCUAUGUGAUUUUAAAGGCUAGAUAUAAUUCUCCUUUACGAUCUGCUGGCUGUUGUUUCGGUAGCGUUGGGCGGCAUCGCAGACUUCCUUGAGUUGCAUCGCAAGAGGACAGUUUGCCCGAUGCUGUGCCAACUCCCUCAGCACUAGUGCUCACAGUUGCGCUUCCUCUUGCGGCUGGCUGUACGCUAGAAUAGCAGUUCACUUUCACUGUGGCGCAUUGUGUUUGUUCACAGUCCGCCAUUGGCGAUAGAUUAUGCGGGAGCUUUUUAGUCGGUCAUGUAUCGACACUCCUUUGCAAAUGAAUGGUCAUCCAUCCGUUUGUGCUCGUAUGGCGGUCCUCGUCGCACCAGCUUUCACGUCUGCAUUGUUGAGUAGACAUUGCAGUAGCGUUUGUUGCGGCCGAUGGAAGCAGUGUUUGCAGCUCCCGCAGCACUCCCCACAACUUGUACCGUCGCAGUGCAGUUGCCACACAGCAUGUGGUUGGGUUGAUCAGUAACCCUGUCCCGUCCAAAAAGCCUACCUCGAGAUUAUUGGCCUAGGCACAAACGCCUGUGUGGCGAGUCCUCUCAGAACGGGAUCCGGUGGCUGCUGUUCGGAGAAACUUGCGUGAAAGCCAUCUACCAUAGCAGUAUAUUGCGAUGGUCGAGACUUCAAAAUGUUCUGCUUGCUGUAGACAGAGAAGCAGGUGUGCGAGAAUCCUCUCGAACCGGCCACAAAUUAU
Messenger RNA from Chara braunii, 2069 nucleotides. NCBI's taxonomy places the organism in Eukaryota, Viridiplantae, Streptophyta, Charophyceae, Charales, Characeae. The record is from the annotation of a GenBank genome assembly.